Molecule: messenger RNA, 2234 nt
Organism: Ornithorhynchus anatinus (platypus)
Lineage: Eukaryota; Metazoa; Chordata; Mammalia; Monotremata; Ornithorhynchidae
Gene: RAD1
Product: RAD1 checkpoint DNA exonuclease
Exons: 6
Coding region: 981-1826 (281 amino acids)
Biological process (GO): DNA repair; DNA damage checkpoint signaling
Cellular component (GO): checkpoint clamp complex; nucleus
Molecular function (GO): 3'-5' exonuclease activity
Source: RefSeq, a predicted model, not a curated record
UCUAUGGCAACGCGCCGCCGUCAAGGACGUUCCGCUGUCGCCCCGCGGCCCGUCUCUAUGGCCACGCGCCGCCGUCGAGGACUUUCCGGCCUUCUCCCCCGCCCGUCUCUAUGGCAACGCGCGGCCGUCAAGGACGUUCCGCUGUCGCCCCGCGGCCCGUCUCUAUGGCCACGCGCCGCCGUCGAGGACUUUCCGGCCUUCCCCCCCGCCCGUCUCUGUGGCAACGCGCGGUCGUAAAGGACGUCCCGCUAUCGCCCGACGGCUCGUUCCUAAGGUAAUGCGCGGCCGUAAAGGAUCUGUGGGAGCACGCGGCCCCAAAGGACGUUCCGCUGUCGCCCCGCUGCCCGUCUCUAUGGCAACGCGCGGCCAAGGACGUUCCGCUGACUCCCGGCUGCUCGUCCCUAUGGUAACGCGCGGCCCAAAAGGCCGUUCCAGCGUCCCCCGGCUGCCCAUCUCUAUGGGAGCGCGAGACGGUAAAGGACUUUCCAGCCUCACCAGAUUGCCGAUAAAGAACUUUCCGCCCUCCCCCGGCUGCCCGUCUCUAUGGGAACGCGCGGCCGUAAAGGGCUUUCCGGCCUCGCCCGGCUGCUCGUCCCUAGGGUAACGCGCGGCCGUAAAGAAUCUAAGGGAACGCGCGGCCCAAUAGGAGGUCCCGGUUUCCCCCGGCGCCCGUCUCUAUGGUAACGCGCGGCCGUAAAGGACUUUCCGGCCUCGCCGGGCCGUACGUCUCUAGGGCAACAGGCGGCCGUAAAGGACUUCCCGGCCUCCCCGUCUGCCCGUCUCUAGGGUAACGCGCGGCCGUAAAGAACCUCCCGGCCGCUCGUCUCUAUGGUAACCCGCGGCCGUAAAGGACUCCCCGGCCUCCCCCCCCCGGAUUUGGCGGGCUCCGAUCGGUCCUGCUGUGUGACCUUGGGUUGCCUUUAAGGAACAGCAGCCUGAAGAAAUAUUGGCAGAGGUGAAGGUUGAAUCUGAGUUGGAUAAUGCCUCUGUCCACCCAGAAUGAAACUGAAGAUGAUCAGUAUAUUUUAGUUGCCAGCCUCGACAAUGUUAGAAAUCUCUCCAAUAUCCUGAAAGCUAUUCAUUUCAGAGACCACGCAACCUGUUUUGCAACUACAAAUGGAAUCAAGGUUACAGUAGAAAAUGCGAAAUGUUUGCAAGCAAAUGCUUUCAUUCAGGCAGGGAUAUUUCAGGAAUUUGUCGUCCAGGGAGAAUCCGUAACGUUCCGAAUCAAUUUGACCGUACUUUUGGACUGCCUGACCAUUUUUGGAUCAAGCCCUUUACCAGGAACUUCAACAGCUCUUCGCAUGUGUUACCAAGGUUAUGGCUACCCCCUGACACUCUUUUUAGAAGAAGGAGGAGUAGUCACUGUGUGCCGAAUUAACACGCAGGAACCAGAAGAUACGCUGGAUUUUGAUUUCUGCAGCGCAAAUGUUAUUAACAAGAUUAUCCUCCAUUCAGAGGGUCUGGGAGAAGCAUUUGCUGAAUUAGACAUGACAAGUGAAGUCCUGCAGAUUACUAUGUCCCCGGACAAACCUUAUUUCAGGUUAUCCACCUUCGGGAACGCAGGCAGUUCACACCUGGACUACCCCAAAGAUUCGGAUUUGGUGGAAACGUUUCAGUGCAGUCAAUCCCAGACACACAGGUAUAAGAUCUCUUUGCUGAAACCGUCUACAAAGGCGUUAGCCUUAUCUUGUAAAGUAUCUAUCCGAACAGACAACCGAGGAUUCCUCUCCUUACAGUACAUGAUUCGGAACGAAGAUGGGCAGAUCUGUUUCGUGGAGUAUUACUGUUGCCCCGAUGAGGACGUUUCUGAAUCCGAACUCUAGCCGUUAGCCUUUGGUUAGCCUUUCCUCUGUGGAGACUCAUGAUGGACUGCGUUUCCACCUUACCGCGAUUCUCUGGGAGUUUCUUUAGGACUCUCCUCUUAGUGAGUUAAAAAUCGAGACCAGAGAUCAUUAAAACCAAGGCCAAUGCGCCUCGGCAGUGAGAUGAAGCCUCUCUGGCUAUUUUCAUAUUUGACUCUUCUGGAUCUUAUGGCAUGAUUCCAUAGACCGGCAACCGUGCUGACUAUUGAAUAAAUUAGGAACUUUGCAUUUUUGAAAAACCUUGGCCUUUUGAAAAGCUAGAGGCGGGAAUGAAAAGUGAAACUGACAAACGGAUCUUUGAACGUUUCUGAUUCCAAGGAUUGUAAAUAGAAAAGGGGUAAGCACUUCAUUAAAAAAAACCAAACACUU